AUGUGGAGUGCUUACGACAAGAAAGUACUCCUUGUCACAGGGGGUACAGGAUUUCUGGGGACAACCCUCCUCUAUCGCUUGCUCACUGAAGCGUCUCCGGCUCAAGUCUACGGUCUCUUUCUUCGGGCGGCAAACCCGAUAGCUGUUCUGGACGGGGAUAUUACUCAGCCCCGAAUGGGUCUUUCAGAGUCAGAGUGGAAGAAACUCGAAGAAUCAGUACACAUCGUUGUUCAUGCAGCAUCAUCGAUCAAUCUUUUGAGUAGGCUUCCGGCAAUGUCAAAGUCAAUCACCAUCCCCACCGUAUCACUGGCAGAAUUAGCACUUGAUUUUGUGAAUCUCGAGCGCUUCGUCUAUAUUUCAACCGCGUAUUCCAACUCGUAUCUCUGGAAGCCACAAGCCCCGGCUGCGGACGUGGUUGUGAGAGAGAGAAUCUACCCUCUCGGUGGGGACACGGAGGACUGGGCUCAAUCCGCUCUGAAGGCAUGGGAGGAAAUCCAAGCUAGGGCCAGCAGCACUGAGUGUGAGUCGCAAGGCCUUUCCCCCUGGGCCUAUGGGUAUGCCAAGCAUCCCACAGAACCUAUGAUUAUCCCUGACCCUGGACACGAGAUCGUCUUCAAUUCUCGGCUCAAGGAUCCUUGCCACGAAGCCACAUUGGAUGAGCUCCCCAUUGAUGUGGUUGCCGACCGCCUGUGGGCUUAUCUGGCUCUGGGCACCACGGAAUUUGUGCAUGCUGUUAGUGGGAAAGCCCUCCGGUGGCACCGCAAGGACUGGUGGCCGGUCAUCAUGAAGGAGAGAGUGCUUCCCUGGAAGCCCGGAAUGGUUUUUGAGGACUUGGAUUGGCAAUCACCGAGGCUGCAUCCGGCUGCUCGCCUGGGGGGCGUCGUCGGCACGUCGUUCGAUUUCGUCGAGGAUAAGACCCGACUUCUCGCAGAGUUGCUGAACACGCAAGAUCAUCAGCUUUGGCUCUUCACCAAGCCACGGGCUUUCUCUUUCGGCGCGGCACGCGACUACAUGCGCGCGCUGGUGCGGGCCGAAUCAGAGCGGGAAGUAUUGGAGAAGUGUUCCGGAACCUUUUGGUCGAGCCUUGGACCACCUCUUCUCCGGCCAUACCACGAAUCACUAUCAUUUAUAGCCAAAGAAGUCCAUCUAAGGUAG
This is a messenger RNA of Aspergillus brunneoviolaceus CBS 621.78, 1155 nucleotides long. RefSeq lists its product as uncharacterized. Gene Ontology annotation, molecular function: alcohol-forming very long-chain fatty acyl-CoA reductase (NADP+) activity. The record is from RefSeq and is a predicted model, not a curated record. Gene Ontology annotation, biological process: long-chain fatty-acyl-CoA metabolic process. Bases 1 to 1155 code for a protein of 384 amino acids. The transcript is spliced from 4 exons. Lineage: Eukaryota; Fungi; Ascomycota; Eurotiomycetes; Eurotiales; Aspergillaceae. Gene Ontology annotation, cellular component: peroxisome.